UAUUUGUUUGCAAGUGGUGUUUCCAUCGUGUGCAUGUAUAUUCCGUAAACUUGCGAUUACGAAGUAUAAUUAUGAAAAAGUUGCAAAAGUUUUCACCAAUAUUGCACGUGUGAUUAAAAAUUGUGUUAAAAAUGUAAUAUUAACGCAGGAGAAGACGCAUUUAAGAACAUAACCUUACUUCUGGUAAAACAUACAAUGAUGAAUUCACCAGGAUCUCAAGCCUUAGAGGCAGCCAAAAAUAUGACAGACUUGGCUGUAUUUAAAAAACCAAUAGGUGUUGCCAAAAGGUAUAAAAAAAUGCAGCCAAAAAUCUUAGACGAAGACGCAUACAUAAAAAAAAUGGGUGAAAUCAUUCAAAGGGAUUUUUUCCCUCAUUUGGAUAAACUUCAAGCACAGAAUCAAUAUCUAGACGCAUUAGAACAAAACGAUUUGAAAAGGAUGAGGGAACUUUAUGAAAAGUACAGUUCUGGACGACCUUUAACAGAAAGACCUGCUAGUCCAGCAACAUUUGAGACACCUAUGAAUAAAACAGAAUCAGAAGAUGAACAGUUCAAAUCAUCAAAAACAACAAAAGGCACAUCUGCUAAUACAAGUGCAAAACAGAAAGAUAAGGCAGAAACUAAAACUGGAUUGGACUCGUACUUGAGCAUGCACACGAGCGAAGAUAAUGCCAGUUUUGAAGAAAUGAUGGUGGAGGCAGAAAAGAGGCUCAAGCUGAAAUAUGCUUGGCUCUAUGAAGCCGAAGAAAAGUCAUUGGCAUUGACCAAUGACAAAAGUUCAGAUACCUUAUCUAUAGAGAAUGGAGAUGAGAAGCCUAAUCGAUUGGACAGUUGGAGUUACAAGAAUAAAAAUUACAUUAUGUAUGUUCCUGAUGGAGUGGAAUUAACUCCGGAUGAAAGGAUAGACCUAGCUAAGAAGAAACAAGUAGUAAUACAUGAAAAUACAAGGCUCAGGACAAAUCCAUUCAACGAGCAGCAGAAUAAGGAAACCAUUAAUGAAUUGGCGAAAAACCAGUCAAAGGCUAAUGAUGGAAAGAUCGGCGUCGACGGCAAAGAAAUCGUUAGAAAUCCAACUCCCAGAGUAAAUGGAUUUAGUUUUGUAGCAACUCCGAGUCCAAGACCUGGCGAAUGCGAGAGUCCUCUGAUGACCUGGGGUCAGAUCGAAGGUACGCCGUUUAGAUUAGAUGGCGGAGACACUCCUUUAUUAAGGACAAGUCAAGGGCCGUCGUUUCGAAUGGCGGAACCUCCGAAACGGGAACAGUUGGCAUUACAGUUGGCAGAAAAAGCUGGCGAACGGCACAGAGAUAGAAAAACUAAAGCCUUGCAAGCAGCUAGAAAAUCAUUGGCAACACCAUCACCAAGAUCGACUAUAGAUCGUCUGAGUACCAUGUCUCCAGCAGCUAGAAGAUUAGCUACACAAAAACUCCGUAUAGCAAGUACACCGACUCCGCGGAGGGCACCAUCUUCAAGAACACCGUUGAUAGGUAUUAGAACACCGAGUACUCCGCGUAUAAAUACACCCUCGAAAUCUGAAAAUCAUAUUGAAUCUGAAAAUAGUGUCAUGCAAUGCCAAGGUCCUGUUCUCACCGAUAAUCUACUUAAUUUGCCUCUUCAGAGACAAAGAGCGUCGGAUUUCUUUAAUAAGUGAAACACAAAGAUGUAUUAAAUUGUCAUGUCAACACUACUGUAUUAUAUUGUAAAUAUAUUACUAUAUUACUUAACGAAAAAUAUUAACUUAU
Colletes gigas is the source of this 1738-nucleotide messenger RNA. RefSeq names its product splicing factor ESS-2 homolog (gene Es2). The transcript has 3 exons. Gene Ontology annotation, cellular component: catalytic step 2 spliceosome. Lineage: Eukaryota; Metazoa; Arthropoda; Insecta; Hymenoptera; Colletidae. The record is from RefSeq and is a predicted model, not a curated record. The coding region runs from base 196 to 1647 and encodes 483 amino acids.